This is a messenger RNA of Trichoderma citrinoviride, 1398 nucleotides long. RefSeq names its product glycoside hydrolase family 30 protein. Gene Ontology annotation, molecular function: glucosylceramidase activity. The transcript is spliced from 4 exons. Lineage: Eukaryota; Fungi; Ascomycota; Sordariomycetes; Hypocreales; Hypocreaceae. The coding region runs from base 1 to 1398 and encodes 465 amino acids. The record is from RefSeq and is a predicted model, not a curated record. Gene Ontology annotation, biological process: sphingolipid metabolic process.
AUGAAAUCUUCAAUUUCCGUUGUCCUGGCCUUGCUGGGUCAGAGCUCGGCAUGGUCAUACGACACCAAGUCUCAAUAUAGGGCCAAUAUCAAGGUCAAUGCUCGUCAGACCUAUCAAACGAUGAUCGGAGGGGGUUGCUCCGGCGCCUUUGGCAUCGCUUGUCAGCAAUUUGGGUCUUCUGGCCUAUCCCCUGAGAAGCAGCAGAGGGUUACUCAAAUUCUCUUCGAUGAGAACAUUGGCGGCCUGUCCAUUGUUCGGAACGAUAUCGGGUCGUCCCCUGGAACAACCAUUCUGCCAACUUGUCCCGCGACACCGCAAGGCAAGUUCGAUUACGUGUGGGAUGGCAGUGACAACUGUCAGUUUAAUCUCACCAAAACCGCUCUUAAAUACAACCCGAAUCUUUACGUAUACGCGGAUGCCUGGUCUGCUCCUGGCUGCAUGAAGACGGUUGGGACUGAGAACCUAGGAGGGCAAAUCUGCGGUGUACGGGGCACCAAUUGCAAACACGAUUGGCGCCAGGCAUACGCCGACUAUCUCGUGCAAUAUGUCCGAUUUUACAAGGAAGAGGGCAUCGACGUCUCCCUUCUAGGUGCUUGGAAUGAGCCGGACUUUAACCCGUUUACCUACGAGAGCAUGCUCUCGGACGGAUACCAGGCCAAGGACUUUCUGGAAGUCCUCUAUCCUACACUUAAAAAGGCUUUCCCAAAGGUAGACGUCAGCUGCUGCGAUGCAACUGGCGCACGUCAAGAGAGAAACAUUCUUUACGAGCUCCAGCAGGCGGGUGGUGAGAAGUUCUUUGACAUCGCGACAUGGCACAACUACCAAAGCAACCCAGAGCGCCCGUUUAAUGCUGGCGGAAAGCCAAACAUACAGACUGAAUGGGCAGACGGUACGGGUCCGUGGAACAGCACCUGGGACUACAGCGGCCAACUUGCUGAGGGCCUUCAGUGGGCGUUAUAUAUGCACAAUGCGUUUGUCAACAGUGAAACCUCAGGGUACACGCACUGGUGGUGCGCACAGAACAGCAACGGCGACAAUGCUCUCAUCCGGCUUGAUGGCGACAGCUACGAAGUGUCGGCUCGGCUUUGGGCUUUUGCGCAGUACUUCCGAUUCGCCCGGCCGGGAUCCGUCCGCAUCGAUGCAAUAAGCGACGUCGAAAACGUCUAUGUGACAGCAUAUCUCAACAAGAAUGGAACGGUGGCCAUCCCCGUCAUCAACGCCGCUCACUUUCCUUAUGAUCUAAGCAUCGAUCUGGAGGGGAUCAAGAAGAGGAAGUUGAGCGAGUACUUGACCGACAACAGCCACAACGUUACCUUGCAAAGCCGGUACAAGAUCAGCGGCAACAAUCUCAAGGUGACUGUUGAACCGAGAGCGAUGAAGACUUUCUGGUUGGAAUAA